AUCUUUUGAUCGCAACCACCACAUCGCAGCUCGCCGCAUAGUCAUUGCAAUCGCGCCUUUAGCCUGAUAGCUAGCGGACAGUUCUACUCAAGAGUUGAUCACAGAUACAAAUGGCAGGGCGACUAGACGCCCUCGGUCUUAUCUACAUACCUCUUCAACCAUGUCUGCAUCCUGGAACCGAAAGCCUGGUGUGCUGCCCCAUGUCCCUCCAGAGAUAUGGCAGCGCAUUCUAGAAAUGGCUACACUGGUUCCUGGUUCACUUGAUCCCGACAUCGAGGAUCCCUUCGACUGCUCUGAACCACGUCGAUGGCGAAAUCGCAUCACGAAGCCUGGCAUCCGUGACGAACAAGAAGACAUACGUGACUCUCUAAUCACGAAACGAUACGUCGUUCGGGUGUGCAAGCAGUGGUACACCCUCGGAAUGCCGCUGUUGUACCAGUCUAUCUUCGUAGGCAGGGAGCGUAUGUUCGCGACACUUCUGGAAACGUUGCGCCGAUCGCAAAACGACAUUGUUGUUGGUGAUGAUAAUCAUCACUCUCACCCCCUUGGUUGGUGGACACGCCGUCUCGACUUCCGAUUGCGCGACUCACCACACAAUGUGUCCCUCGGAGAGAUGACAGUCAAGGUCAUCGACGAAAUCUUUUCACUUCUUACCAACCUGUCCAUCUUUGUGUUGGCUCAUCCCCCCAGUCGUGGUGAAUACUACACUGCGCCGUACUCCAUAGCAGUCUCCCUUUUCGAGAGAUGUGGUUCGACCUUACAAAUGCUCUCUUGGGGCACUAGCUUCCGCUUUGAGGUGGGAUACGACUACGCUCAUCUGACCGCCGAGAUACUAAGCAAGACGCCCGCUCUUCGUACUGUUCAUGGCGAUUUUCCUGUCAUGAUGGAUACCCGGGCUCCAAUCGGUUCAGCGCGUCACCUCACCUCCCUCAUCACCUUCUCCCAACUUCCGGAACUCGUCCCCAGUCCGGACAAUACCAUAACAUUCCCAGCCUUGCAACAGUUCUAUUUCAUAGCCGAGCUCGCCAGGGACUGGCAUCCUUCCAGGGCACCAUUCAUGGCGACUCUCGGCGCGAACCUGACUACGUUGUAUAUUAGAUACUCCUCGAUGUCCAACGUUUACAGCCCCCUGUCAUCAUUCUCGUCCGAGUACUACCCUCGACUCGUCCACCUCAUUAUAAUCUGUUCGAAUUGGACAAGACUCGAAGGCCUGCGCAUUCCUCCACAGAUGACGCACCUUGGUCUGCUCUGUGAGAUGUCACAGAACAGUGAUGCCGUAUACGAAGAAGUGUUUAUGGUGUUGAGACAGGUUAUGACUCCACCAACCCCUUCGCUUCGAAUUGUGCGGUUUUUGAAUCCGCGAGGGACGAACGAUUUGAGGGAUCGCCAUAGGAAGGUGCUUCUGCGAGGCCUUCGGUGGCUGGCGCUGCAUGACUUGCGUGUUGAGGACCAUGAGGGAAGGGACAUGCGAGAUCUUCUGGGCUGAGAAUGACUAGCGAUUUGGGUGUACUGCGUAGGAAAUGCCAUUUGCUUCUGUGAUUGACUUUUUUUUGCGGUCUACCCACUGCAGCCUCUGGUUUCAUAUUGUUAGGCAGGCGACAGGGUCACAUUGGUCACCCGCUACUACUAGUCCUUGCCAUGAAUCGACACUAAUAUAAUUGGGACCGUAUCUCAUGGCCAGGGUACGAUAACAG
Stereum hirsutum FP-91666 SS1 is the source of this 1694-nucleotide messenger RNA. RefSeq lists its product as uncharacterized. The record is from RefSeq and is a predicted model, not a curated record. NCBI's taxonomy places the organism in Eukaryota, Fungi, Basidiomycota, Agaricomycetes, Russulales, Stereaceae. The transcript is spliced from 2 exons. The coding region runs from base 161 to 1486 and encodes 441 amino acids.